UCAUCCGUAAUCACAACUCUGUUCCGAAUGACCGCUCCGUCCGGUGUUAUAGAGAUCGACGGCAUCGACACCUCUGCCAUCAGUUUGUCUUAUUUGCGACAAAACAUAUCAAUCAUACCUCAGGAACCGAUACUCUUCACGGAAACUGUGCGCAAGAAUUUAGAUCCAUUCGGUGACUGUCCGGACGAUCGCAUUUGGGAAGUGUUGGCUAAAGUACAGCUCCAGUCGACGAUCGCUACCUUUCCUCACAAAUUGGAUCAAAUAGUGUCCGAAAGUGGCGGCAGUUUUAGUGUCGGACAAAAACAGUUGAUAUGUUUGGCGAGAGCUAUACUCAGAGACAAUAAGAUACUUGUCUUAGACGAGGCAACGGCUAAUGUCGACCCCCGAACCGAUGCUCUGAUCCAAAGUGUGAUCCGAAAUGAGUUCAGUUCGUGUACUGUAUUGACAAUCGCUCACAGAUUGCAUACAAUCAUAGACUACGACAAAGUGCUG
This is a messenger RNA of Medioppia subpectinata, 492 nucleotides long. NCBI's taxonomy places the organism in Eukaryota, Metazoa, Arthropoda, Arachnida, Sarcoptiformes, Oppiidae. The record is from the annotation of a GenBank genome assembly.